AUGAAUGCCGCAUUAGACGAAUCAAUUCAUUUUCUGCUGAAAAUUAGGAUUGUCGCAAAGCAAUAA
Caenorhabditis elegans is the source of this 66-nucleotide messenger RNA. RefSeq lists its product as uncharacterized. The transcript has a single exon. NCBI's taxonomy places the organism in Eukaryota, Metazoa, Nematoda, Chromadorea, Rhabditida, Rhabditidae. Bases 1 to 66 code for a protein of 21 amino acids. The record is from RefSeq and is marked reviewed.